Molecule: messenger RNA, 978 nt
Organism: Mizuhopecten yessoensis (Yesso scallop)
Lineage: Eukaryota; Metazoa; Mollusca; Bivalvia; Pectinida; Pectinidae
Product: ras-related protein Rab-7L1-like
Exons: 6
Coding region: 328-963 (211 amino acids)
Biological process (GO): vesicle-mediated transport
Cellular component (GO): Golgi apparatus; trans-Golgi network; vesicle
Molecular function (GO): GTP binding; GTPase activity
Source: RefSeq, a predicted model, not a curated record
UGUGACACGUGAAAUUUGUUUAUGAUGGCUAUCACAUGUGACCUGCUUCGUGCUACUUACAGUACUGUUUUUUUUAUGUGAACCGAUGAUCCGGCGGUGCGGCUGUCAUCUCUUGCACUCUUAACUUACAGUGUGAUAAUCUGGGAAUUAUUAAACCAAGCUGACAUACCGACGACUAGUCCUUAGAUUUCUUGGAUGAAAUAAUGAACUAUUUAGUUAAAACUAAUUUAGCAGUGCGAUACAUGUUUUUACAAAGGAAGUGAGACCUUAUGUUGACAAGUCAAUGUUGAACCAAAGUACAACAUAAAUGUAAAAGUAGCAACAGUCAUGACUGAGAUUCUGUUCAAGAUAAUUAUCAUAGGCGACCCAACGGUGGGGAAGACCUCGUUUGUACAGCGGUACGUCAACGAUUCCUACCGUCGGGACUACAAGAUGACCAUUGGAGUUGACUUUGCCCUGAAGGUCGUGAAGUGGUCAGAUACACAAACGAUCAAGCUACAGAUAUGGGAUAUAGCAGGGCAGGAGAGAUUUACUUCAAUGACCAGAGUGUAUUACAAAGAUGCCCAUGCCUGUAUUAUAAUGUUUGACCUCACACAAAAGUCAACAUUUCAAAAUGCUGUCAAAUGGAAAAAAGACCUUGAUGCCAAAUGUUCACUGCCUGAUGGUUCCACUGUGCCAUGCUUACUUCUGGCUAACAAGUGUGACCUGAGCCACAGAGAGGUCGAGCAGAAUGAGAUUGAGGACAUGUGUAAGGAACAUGAUUUUGUGGGAUGGACAGAAACUUCGGUCAAGGAGGGCCUUAUGAUAGAGGAAUCCAUGAGGUUUCUGAUGGAGGAGAUGAUGGCCAAACAUUCUGAGUUGGACGGAUUCUCAGAGUCGAUGAAACAGUCUGUCAGUCCAGGUACAGUCCAUCUCAAGUCUCAGACUGUACAUAUGAAUGAAGAGUCUCGCUGCGGCUGCUGACCCUGGCUCAAUUAG